This is a messenger RNA of Vicugna pacos (alpaca), 655 nucleotides long. RefSeq names its product histone H2A type 1-like. The record is from RefSeq and is a predicted model, not a curated record. Lineage: Eukaryota; Metazoa; Chordata; Mammalia; Artiodactyla; Camelidae. Gene Ontology annotation, molecular function: DNA binding; structural constituent of chromatin; protein heterodimerization activity. Gene Ontology annotation, cellular component: nucleosome.
GAAUCUCUUAUGCAAAUAAGGUGAUAAAGUCUUGUGUCUGAUUGGUGGCUGUUCAAGAAAACGUCAGAAAUUAGUUCUGACCAAUCAGAAUACAAGAGUCCCAAACUCGCAUUUUCUCAUUGGUUAAAAUGAAGCCGCACUCCUAACCAAUGGGACAUCUUCUUUUUCGCGCCCAAUAAGGGUUAUAAAAAAAUGCAGUCGCUGCACUUUCGCUUUAGCAACUACCUAUAAGGUUGUUGAGGUUAGGAUGUCUGGACGAGGCAAGCAAGGCGGUAAAACUCGUGCCAAAGCUAAGACCCGCUCUUCGCGGGCUGGGCUCCAGUUCCCUGUGGGCCGAGUGCACCGCUUGCUCCGCAAAGGCAACUAUGCCGAGCGGGUCGGGGCUGGCGCGCCGGUGUAUCUGGCGGCGGUGCUGGAGUACCUGACGGCUGAGAUCCUGGAGCUGGCAGGCAACGCGGCCCGGGACAACAAGAAGACGCGCAUCAUCCCGCGCCAUUUGCAGCUGGCCAUCCGCAACGAUGAGGAGCUUAACAAACUGUUGGGCAAAGUCACUAUCGCUCAGGGUGGUGUCCUGCCUAACAUCCAGGCCGUGCUACUGCCCAAGAAGACUGAGAGCCACCACAAGGCCAAGGGCAAGUAGUGGCCUAGAUUAACA